Lachancea thermotolerans CBS 6340 is the source of this 1617-nucleotide messenger RNA. RefSeq names its product alkaline phosphatase PHO8 (gene PHO8). Gene Ontology annotation, biological process: dephosphorylation. The transcript has a single exon. The record is from RefSeq and is a predicted model, not a curated record. Gene Ontology annotation, molecular function: alkaline phosphatase activity. Lineage: Eukaryota; Fungi; Ascomycota; Saccharomycetes; Saccharomycetales; Saccharomycetaceae. Gene Ontology annotation, cellular component: fungal-type vacuole membrane. Bases 1 to 1617 code for a protein of 538 amino acids.
AUGGAGAAGGCAUCUUUAAUGGGGAAGCGCCCCAUCAAGCGGAGAAACAAAUACCGCAAGUUGUCUCAUUACGCUUUUGCGCUCAUUCUUCUUACAGUCGUGGUGAUGUCCUUGCCAAUUGGGCCUUCUCUUGAGAAAUUCGUCUCGAGGAAAUCAUCUAAAAAGAAUGUUAUUUUCUUUGUUACUGAUGGAAUGGGCCCUGCAUCUCUGUCGCUAAGCAGGUCUUUUCGGCAAUUUACGCAAAACCUGACAAUCGACGACGUCCUAACCCUUGACCAUCACCUUAUUGGGUCAUCCCGUACUCGUUCUUCUGACUCACUGGUGACGGACUCUGCUGCUGGUGCAACUGCUUUCUCGUGUGCAUUGAAGUCAUACAAUGGUGCUAUCGGAGUUGACCCCGACAAACAACCAUGCGGUACUAUUUUAGAGGCCGCCAAGCUCCAAGGAUACCUAACAGGGCUCGUUGUCACAACAAGAAUAACUGACGCAACCCCUGCUGCAUUCAGCGCACACGCAGAUUAUAGAUUCCAAGAAGACCUUAUCGCUCAACAACAGCUUGGUGACUACCCUCUAGGGCGGAUGGUUGACUUGAUGAUUGGAGGUGGCAGAACACACUUUUAUUCAGGAACUGAUAUUGUUUACGGCUCCCGUGGCAGUCGUUCCGAUGGUCGUAAUUUGAUUAAGGAGGCGAUAGGUGACGGGUGGAGCUAUGUUGGUAAUCGCGAGCAGUUUGAUGCACUAGAAAAUGGACGUAAUGUUUCUUUGCCCCUUCUAGCUCUUCUUGCUGAUUAUGAUAUUCCAUUUGAUUUCGAUAGGGAUGCUUCGGAAUAUCCCUCCUUAAAAGAGGAAGCUAUGACUGCCAUUAAUGCUUUGACUGAGGCAACAAAAAACUCGGACAAAGGUUUCUUCUUGCUCAUCGAAGGUUCCAGGAUUGACCACGCUGGCCAUCAAAACGACCCAGCUGCCCAAGCACGUGAAGUUCUAGCCUUUGAUGAGGCUUUUGAAGCAGUUCUAAGGUUUGCCGAAGAAAGUGAUGUCGAGACGGUAAUGGUAUCGACCUCAGACCAUGAAACUGGGGGUCUUGUAACUGCUCGGCAAAUAACGAAGGCUUAUCCUGAAUAUGCUUGGUACCCAAACGUUUUGGAUAACGCAAAACACUCUGGAGAAUUCCUGAGAAAAAUGGUGCAAGGCUACAAAGGCGACAGCAAGUCCACAUUCAUAGAACAAGACGUAUUUGAAGACAAUCUUGGCAUCACAGAUUAUUCGAAGGCUGACGUCGAAGAGUUGCUAAAGCUCACCUCUAGCGGCGAGAUCAAUGACAAAUUAAACGACAUGAUUUCGACAAGAGCACAGAUUGGAUGGUCUACGCACGGUCAUAGUGCAGUCGAUGUUAACAUUUACGCAUAUGCCAAUCGUCGUGCGACUUGGCAUAAUGUGCUGGAAAACUUGCAGGGCAAUCAUGAAAACACAGAAAUUGGUCAAUUCAUGGCCAAUUACUUAGGCUUGAAUUUGCAAGAUGUCACUAAAAAACUAGGCAAAACAAAACACUCGCCUACCAGCUCAUUGUCGGAUCUAUCGCUCGAUGCCGAUGAGUACCAUCACAACCUGUACAUUUGA